GGUUGUCAAUGCAUUGUUUCUAUAUUUUUAUUCACUGUGUUGACAGUUCGGACAGAUGCACUUAAUAGUUCAUCUGUUGAGUGUUUUCUCUAGGCCUAAUGCAUGCAAGAGAUCAAAGUUCACUUGUCGAUACUUUCUUUCAAAGCUAGAUCUAUGUAGGCUACACGUGUACAUUGAUUAAGUUAGAGACUAGGGCUGGGACGAGUCCAAAUUUACUACCCGGGUACAUACACCCCUAUUACCCGACCCUACCCGGGUACUCGCUGUUGGUGUCAAGAGAAAGUGGAUGCUCAUUUGAAACUAUGGCCGACGACUUGCCAGCAUGGUUAACCUACAAGCCCGGCGACCAGCUUGAGAAGCCAGUGGAUACAAACAUCACAGGGACAAUCCCACAAUGGGUGACGGGGACCCUGUACCGGAAUGGGUCUGGGAUGUUCAAGGUAGGGGAGACAACUGUGAAGCACCUGUUUGAUGGCCUGGCUGUCCUUCACAAGUUCACCAUCAAAGACGGAAAAGUUCAGUAUCAGAAUAAGCUCUUGGACACUGAGACACUUGGAAAAUGCCUGAAGGCUAAUCGACUAGUCAUUGGUCAGUUUGCAACAGCUGCAUACCCAGAUCCCUGUAAGAGCAUCUUUGCGAGGUUUUUCUCCUAUUUUUCCCGGGAAAUGACAGACAACACAGCAGUGAACAUCGUCCCCCAUGGCGAUAUGCUACUUGCCUUUACGGAGUCCUCAAACAUCAAUAUUGUCAAUCCCGAGACACUCACAAGGAAAGGAUCGAUACCCCUUGGGCACAUUGUGGCGGUGCACAUCGCCACGGCUCACCCACACAUGGACUUUGACGGCACCAUGUACAACCUGGCAACAUCAUUCAACCAGAAGCAGGCAUACAGCAUUGUGAAGGUACCUCCAAAAGAAAGAGGGGGAGACAACCCCUUCACCCGGGCAUCCCUGGUGUCAACCAUUCCAUCUCGCUGGAAGGUGAACAUCGGCUACAACCACAGCUUUGGGAUGUCGGAGAACUACUUUGUUGUCCUGGAACAGACUCUGGUUGCCAACCUCUUGAAGUUGUCUGUAAUGAACAUCUGGGGGGCAGCAUUUGAAACAUGCAUGGAUAACUAUCCUGAGGAGAAGUCUUUGAUUCAUCUUACUCGUCGCUCGGAUGGAGAGACGAUCACGACACAGUAUAAUGCGGAUUCUUUCUUCUGCUUCCACUUCAUCAACUGCUAUGAGGAAGACAGGCAUCUGGUCAUCGACCUUUGUGCCUUUGACAGUGGGGAAGCUGUGCGUGACCUUUACCUUCACUCCAUCACGCAGAAGGAGCCAAAGUGGGAAAAUGCCAAAGUGAGACGUUACGUUCUGCCACUGGAUGUCGCGAAGGCAGAAUCUGGCAAGAAUCUGGUGACGCUGUCCGACACAUCAGCUACAGCGGUCAAACAGCCGGACGGCUCCAUCUUCUGUACCCCUGACUACAUCACCGGAGAUUCAUCUAAAGCUGUAUUAAUGGAACUUCCAAGAAUCAACUAUGCCUACAACACAAAGAAAUACAGAUAUGUGUAUGGAACCGAAUUCUUGACAGACAAGGCCAAGCUGACCAAGCUGGACCUGAAGACCAAGACCUGUGUUCACUGGCAAUCUGAGGAUCAGGACCAGCCUGGGGAGCCAGUCUUCAUUGCUCGCCCUGAGGGCACAGAGGAGGACGAUGGUGUAAUUCUGUCCCCUGUAUUCCCGAUGAAACCAGACCUCAAGGCCUUCCUCCUGGUGCUUGAUGGGAAGACAUUCAAGGAACUGGCGAGAGCAGAGACGCCCCCUGGUGUCAAGAUGCCGAUCACAUUCCAUGGGUCGUUCAUACCCUGAGGGAAACUUGAACCAAAGAUAUCACUAUGGCAUUGAAAGCCACAGUUGGCAGUAAUUUCUUAGCUUUACUUCACAAUAAGUUGUGGGAAUACGUCCCGCUUGUCCAACUGAAAAAGAUGUUUUGUAAGCAUUACUUUGUUGAUUUUUCUUGAUGUGUAUUUAAUUUUUUUAUAUUUGCUUUUUAUUACAUUUUUGCAUGACCAACCUCUUAUCAUAUGUAUUUCUGUGUUACAAUGAGCUAGUAUUAUUUUGCAUCGCCUAACCUCUUAUCAUACUUUUGCAUUGUUACAAUGAGGUGGUAUUAUUUAUACCCUGAGGAAAAGACUUGGACCAGGAAGUUUCCAUGGCAGUGUCCUGUUGGCAUUAGUGAUAUGGAAGAAAAGCAAUGAAAUCAGCUUAGAACAGCAUUAUCUUAAUAAUUUGAUUUGCAAAUUCAAUUUCCUGGUAUUCAAUUAAAAUAGAAACAAGUAUUUACCUAAAUAUUCUGUCCUCUUACAGAAUGUGUAUGUAGCAGUAACUGUCUCAGGGCUUGCACGAUACUGACUUGUAUUUUAACAUUGUCAGCAAGGGAAAUACAUGUGAUCUAAGUUGAUGACAUAAGUUAUCGAUAGAAACAAACAGUUUUAAUCCACUAGUCCUUAUUAUGAUAGCAUUAUGCAAAACCCUUAAAACGGGCAAAUUUCUACUAGUCCUUAUGAUACCUUAACUAUUUGGCCGUUUGGCAAGGACGAUAGGACAAGUGCCUAUUGUAAGUAUGACCUGAACAUUAAUGUAAUAACCCUUUGUUAUCCACACCUUAUUGGGCAGUUGGGUAGCCUAGUGGUUAAAGCGUUUGAGUGUCACGCUGGAGACUGCUCAUGUUACACUAUGCUGUAGUGUUUGUGGAAAUGGUAAAGCAAGUUCAGGUUUGUAUGUUUUGAUACAGCAUUAUUAAAAGCAUCUCAUGUUCCACUGACACUGGUGUCUGUAAGACAUUGAUUAUGCUGUAGUGUUUGUGGAAUCGUUAAUACGGUUGUGUUCAUUAAUUCAGUUAUAUGAUCAUAAACCAUAUGAUAAACAAAAUAUGUAUGUCAGGUUUCAGUAUCCAACAAGAGUGCCGUCAGUUUAAAUCACAUCACGAUCACAACACACUGAGUUGUAUUCAGAAGUGUCAUUGCCAUCAUGUUCGAUAAUGCCAUAAUUUUCAACUACACAAGUCGGUAAAAUCUUGUUUAUUCAGAUGCAUUUUGUCUGGAACGGCAACUUUAUAAAAACAAUUGUUGUAUACACUUGUUAUGCAUGUUUUCAAAACAUUUUGAUGAUAAUUGUUAUGAAUCUUGUGGAUGAGGACAUGGAGCAAUUUAAAUAUAUUAUGAUGUUUGUAGCCAUUUGUUCUAUUUACAAGUGACCAACUAUUUAAGCUCAGUUAUUUGUGUGACAAAUUGUGGACUUUUUGCUGGGGAAAAUCACUUUCAUAUUAGUUAAAGUCAUUAUUUUACAUAAAGUUUACAUCCUUUAUAUUACAUAUUAUUGCUGACCAAAAUGGAAUAUACCCCACAUUUUUUAGUAAUAUUUUACAUAUUUUGAAUUGUAAAACAAUGUUAAUAAUGAAACAUGUUUAUAUUUUUCUUGUUUUCACAUGAUAAAGCAACUUUAGUUUUCAUAUUUUUAUACAGCAUUAUUUAAAGCAUUAUGUUCCUGAUGAAAUGUGUGUAUUGUAAUUGAAUAUGUUUAUUGAUUGGCAUGUACUAUGAAGUGUAUGGGGACAGCAGUGACUUGUGUAAGGAAUGAGUUAAAGAGAGAUGUACUUUGGCAAUUAUCUUCACGGCGCAGUGGGGUGGCCUAGUGGUUAAAGCUUUCGCUUGUCACGCUGAAGGCCCAGGUUUCGAUUCCCCACAUGGAUUCAAUGUGUGAAGGUCAUUUCUGGUGUCCCCUGCCGAGAUAUUGCUGAAAUACUAACUUAAUCAUUAAAAAGACAUGUGUUACUUUUUCGCAUGAAGAUUCAAUCUCAUUAAAAUCAGAUCUUGAUGCUCGCUACUGCUACACAUAGAUCUGAGGACAUACCAUUACAGGUCACUUCUGAACAAUGUUUUGCCAACUCUGACUGACCAAAGACUAACAAGAAGUCGACAUUAGUCUAUCAGAAAGCAGCUUUCUGGUUCUUUAUUGCACAAUUUUCAAACUGGUGAGACUUUCAUUCCUGAUUUUUAUACGCUUUGAAAAAUAUCUAUUCAAAAUUUGAAAACUGAACAAACGACAAUUCUGGAAUGUCUAACAGAUGGUCGAGAUUAUAUGACAGCAAUUCAAAAGUCUCGUUCAUUGCAAAUGUUUAUCCCAUUGAAGCAAGAGAUAGACGAUGACUUUGAUCAAAUCCGUCGUACAGCCCGUAACUGUUGUUUGAAAUAUGCAGUGUGAAACUAUUCAAGGUUGCAUGAUUAGAAAACAGUUCCGAAUGUAAAUAAUAAGAGCCAUGGCAUUGUAUUGUUGUGUAAAAUGUUAUACACCCUGACAUUUCUGAGUGCAAUUGAUUCUACACCCAAAGGUAUUCUGUAGUGUUUUGUGUUAUCAUCGAAAUGCCUGAAUCAUGGUUGUAUCGAAUUGAAGCCAAAUUGUUAAGGAAAGCUGACAGUAACCCACCCACCUUCAUUUAGACUGGGUGCUCAAAGUUUAAGGUUCACCUGACACAACCUGUGGAGUGAUGGAUUGUCAGAUCUUCAGGCAGAGAGGUAUCAUGUAGGAGUAAACAUCUGAGGUUAAUUAUAUUUGUGCUUUAGCAUUGUAUUUAAUAUUUUUAGGAAGGGGUCAUGUUGGGUGUAAUUGAUCUUGGACACUUUUCUUUACACAGAAACAUUCAUGGCUCUAGGCUGUUCUACAGAAAUCUACCCAUUGUUCAAUAUGUUGAGUGACUUUAUGAUGAUUCCUUGUCAAUUUAGUCAAUAUCUCAGUUGACUUUGAAAAUGACUUCAUUGAUCAAUGACAAUCUGUAUUUAAUACACAGCUUUAAUAUAUUAAAUGUUUGUUGUCAUAAAUCUCCUUUGUUGCUA
This is a messenger RNA of Haliotis rufescens (red abalone), 4879 nucleotides long. RefSeq names its product beta,beta-carotene 15,15'-dioxygenase-like. The coding region runs from base 303 to 1856 and encodes 517 amino acids. Gene Ontology annotation, molecular function: beta-carotene 15,15'-dioxygenase activity; carotenoid dioxygenase activity. The record is from RefSeq and is a predicted model, not a curated record. Lineage: Eukaryota; Metazoa; Mollusca; Gastropoda; Lepetellida; Haliotidae. Gene Ontology annotation, biological process: carotene catabolic process; retinal metabolic process. The transcript is spliced from 11 exons.